Podospora pseudopauciseta is the source of this 402-nucleotide messenger RNA. RefSeq lists its product as uncharacterized. The coding region runs from base 1 to 402 and encodes 133 amino acids. The record is from RefSeq and is a predicted model, not a curated record. NCBI's taxonomy places the organism in Eukaryota, Fungi, Ascomycota, Sordariomycetes, Sordariales, Podosporaceae. The transcript has 2 exons.
AUGGUUUGUCGAGAGCCAACCCGCCCCCCGGCUAUCCCUGAGAUUGCACCUUUCCCGCCUUUGCAGCUGCGCUUCCGUGCGCUUCAUCUGGGCGGGCGCUGUGAAUGGCUGGACCGGGGUGCCGACCGCGAGGAGGGGGCGCUUCUCCACACCUUCUAUCCGUUGAACACCCCCAUCACCCUACGGCGGAUUCAUUCUGAGCUGGAUUGGAAACCGAAUUGGAUUUCACGACGCCUGUCGACAUCGAACCUCCGGUCACUAGACCCUGGCGAUCACCCUCUUGGUAGCAGCAGCAUCCAGGACCCGACACUAUUCCACGACGUAUGCGUGACUGGUCCUCGUCAGUUCUUGGAUCGCAUCUCUGCGCCCUUUCGCCGUCCUAGUCGCGGCCAGGCCUGGUGA